This is a messenger RNA of Anolis carolinensis (green anole), 5345 nucleotides long. It is a transcript of the gene dmpk, whose product is annotated as DM1 protein kinase. Lineage: Eukaryota; Metazoa; Chordata; Lepidosauria; Squamata; Anolidae. Bases 1895 to 4183 code for a protein of 762 amino acids. The record is from RefSeq and is a predicted model, not a curated record. Gene Ontology annotation, cellular component: cytoplasm; cytoskeleton. The transcript has 15 exons. Gene Ontology annotation, molecular function: protein serine/threonine kinase activity; ATP binding. Gene Ontology annotation, biological process: actomyosin structure organization; peptidyl-threonine phosphorylation.
GACUUUAUUUUUCUUUUCUUUUUAUUGUAUCAACCUAGAGCCGUGGAUGAUGGGUUGUGUUGUCAAAUUUCGAGGUUGGGGGGCCUGUAGUUUUGUUGUUUUGUCCGCUGCCCUGAUGCCAUCAGUCUUUUAUAUAUAUAGAAGAAUCAAAAACAUUUAACCUACUGAUGCCUCGAUGAAUGUAAUUUUAUUGGUAUCUAUUUUUAUUUCUGAAAUUUACCACCCUUGGCUUAUAUUGGAGUCAAUGUUUUCCCAGUUUUUUUGUGGUAAAAUUAGGUGCCUCGGCUUAUAUUCGGGUCGGCUUAUACUCGAGUAUAUACGGUAAGUCCCCUCUUUUGCAUGCUCCCCUUUUGUUGCUUUCCCAACCCUUCAUUACUUUUCCAGGGAAAGGAAAGCAGUGAUGGGGUUAAACAGGAGGCCGGCCCCUCUUGUCCUCUUCCAGCUCCAUUCCUGGGACCUUUAAAUGGGCAUGGAGUGCGUUUGCGCCCGAGGCUUUGGCAUCCGAGCGCUGGGCUGGGCAGAGCAGAAGGGCAAACAGAGAGGCCGGGUGUGGUGCCCACACGAAGGGAGGAAUGCGCUCUUUUGGGUGCAUUGGUGGCACACUGAGCCCGAGAGAGAGAAGGAAUGUGCAUGAAGCGGUGUGCUCUUUUUCUUCGGAGGGGUGUGUGCCGAACUAAGUAGAAAACCGCAUGUGUGCAUAUGUUUGGUAGUGGUUUGCCUGCACAGAGAGAGAAGUGUGGGUUGCAUUUUUGGGAACCCAAGCAAGAAGGGGAAACAAUCGAGUGUGAGUCAAUGUAAAGGAGCCUGUAAAGGGAGGAAGGCAAUGUGACAGCGAAGGGGUGUGUGUGUGUGCUUGUGUAAAAGAGAAGCGCAUGGAUUGAGUGCAUGGAUUAACGUAGGCGGUGCACACCCUGGGACAACGAUGACAAAAGAGUUGCAAAGUUUGAGUCUGGAGAAGUCGGAUUGUAUGUGCUUGUGAGAAUGUGAAAAAGAGUGAAGUUGAUUUCUGUGUUUCGGGAGAGGAAGACAACGGUUUUAUGCCAUCGGAAGAGUUGCGACGUUUGUCUUUUGGAAGAGAGAAGUUGGAUUGUGUGUUUGUGAGAAUGUAGCGGCGUUUUCUGUUACGUGCAAGAGAUAGGAAAAGAACAGGCAGGAAGUCUGCCAAGGCUGCAUUCAUCGGGAGAAACGUCUGCCGUUGCAAAAAGCAACCCAACGUUGGAUUGUGUGAAUUUGUGAAAAUAUAGGUGUUAAGGAGAGACUAGGGGUGAUUUCCAGGCAUUGAGAAACAGGCAGAAGUUUUGCCAGGACUGCGUUCAUCACGAGACGUCUGCCAUCACAAGCAACCAAAGACAGUGGCCGGAUUGUGGGACCUUUGUGAAAUUGUUCACAAGUUACUCAACGUUUUAUCGUCGGUGGAUGAUUUGUACAGUUUGCGUAUGGAAGCAGAGAAAAGUUGCAUUUUCUGUCUUUGUGAGUCAGGUUGAUUUCUGUAUGUAAGAGGAGAAAAGGGCACAAAGUUGGCCGGGACUGCACUCAUCGAGACUUGUGCCAUUUGCAAGCAACCCAAAACAACGUUGGAUUGUUUGUGAGGAUGUCUGUGAGAAGGAGAGACAUUGGGCAUUGAGAGACGGGCAGAAGGCUUGCCAGGACUGCCUUCAUUGGGAGACGUCUGCCAUUGUGAGGAAAGAAACACAUUGCCAAACUCUGACCAAGAGAGAAGGCCUCUCCAUUCUUUGCUUCGUUCUGGAACAGGCCGCGGAUAUCAAGAAGCCGGGUUGGAGAUGGUGAUUGUGACCCUCGUGGGCCAGAGGGAUGUCCCCUUGACCUAGGGCAGCCUGGUCCUUUGUUGGAUGCGUCCAAAGGUGCCGUAUCAGCCGUUGGGGCCACGUCUACCAUGGCGGCCGAAGUGCGACUGAAGAAGCUGGAGGAGCUGGUCCUGGACCAGAGAGCGGUGGGCUUGGAGACCUUGGUGGACCUCCUGCUCUGUGUCCAUCAUGAGCUGAGCACCUCUCCGUUGGCCCAGGAGAAGUACAUCAGGGAGUUCCUGCAAUGGGCUGAGCCAGUGACGUCCAGACUGAAAGAGCUUCGGCUGCAGCGGGACGAUUUUGAGAUCCUCAAAGUCAUCGGUCGGGGAGCCUUCAGCGAGGUAGCUGUGGUCAAGCAGAAAAGGACCUCCCAGGUGUAUGCCAUGAAAAUCAUGAACAAGUGGGACAUGCUGAAGCGAGGAGAGGUUUCUUGUUUCCGGGAGGAGCGAGACGUUUUGGUGAACGGAGACAAGCGCUGGAUCACGCAGCUGCAUUUUGCUUUCCAGGACGAGAAUUACCUGUACCUGGUGAUGGACUACUAUGUCGGAGGCGACCUCUUGACGCUGCUGAGCAAAUUUGGGGACCGAAUCCCGAUGGAGAUGGCCCGCUUCUACUUGGCCGAGAUGGUGAUGGCCAUUGACUCCAUCCACCGCAUGGGUUACCUGCACAGAGACAUCAAACCAGAUAACAUCUUACUUGACCGAUGUGGACACAUCCGACUUGGAGAUUUUGGCUCUUGUCUCAAGCUCCGGGAAGAUGGGACGGUCUGCUCCAGGGUGGCGGUGGGCACUCCGGAUUACCUCUCCCCGGAGAUCCUGCAAGCGGUGGAGGACGGCACUCAUUCCUACGGCACGGAGUGCGACUGGUGGUCACUGGGCAUCUUUGCCUACGAGAUGUUCUUUGGCCACACUCCCUUCUUUGCGGACUCCGUCGUGGAGACCUAUGGGAAGAUCAUCCAUUUCAAGGAGCACUUCCGCUUCCCGCCCUCGGCCCCGGAGCUGCCUGCGGAGGCCCUGGCCCUGAUGGCGGGGCUGGUGUGCCCGCGGGAGGUGCGGCUGGGGCGGCAGGGGCUGCGGGACUUCCAGGAGCACCCCUUCUUCCUGGGCCUGGCCUGGGAGGCCCUGCGGAGCUGCGUGCCCCCCUUCGCCCCCGAGUUCGCCAACCCCACUGACACCUGCAACUUCGACGUGGUGGAUGACUGUCUCACUGACAUGGUGAGCGGGGGAGGGGAAACCCUUUCGGACGUCAUUGAGAGCUCUCCCCUCGGCGUCCACCUGCCUUUCGUGGGAUAUUCCUACACUUAUGCAGCCGUGAAACAGAAUGAACCGGAAGAAGAAACGGGCCGCAGGGACCCCGGCAUGGAGGUGGACGGUGCCAAGGAGACUUCAACCGAAGGGAAAAAGCAGCCCAAACAGGCUCCGGAGGGGAUGGUGUACGAACUACCGGACGGUCAGAAGCUGGACCUGGCGACUUUUCUGGAGUUGCAGACAGCGCUGGAGGAAGAGCUGCGGAGCCGAGAGAUGCUGUGCCAGGAGCUCAGCGUGGUCAAGUUGGCCAACCAGACCUUUGCCAGCCAACUGAAGGAAGCCGAGAGCCGCAACUUGGAACUGGAAGCUCAAAUCAAACGCUUGGAGGAGCAGGUCGAAGGGAUGAAAACGAUGGGCGAGGAAGCUCCUCUGCUAUGGAGCCCUCGCUGCCCUGCCAGCUACUCACCCACUUUCUUGUGCGGCGUGGAGCGCCCGGCUGAUGCGGCACCAUGGCAUCUCGGCUCUGUGAAUACCCGCUUGUGGUACCUCUGUACCGGCACUUGCUGCUCUUUUCCAGGGUACAUAGGCCCUGCAUCGUCAAGGUGGGAUACCUGCUCCUGUGUACCGGUGGUUUUGGACGGGAGGUCUCUGCCCUUCGGAGCCUUGCAGAUGUGGUUUGAACGCUGCUGCUGGAUCCCAGGCCUUUUGCUGCCGCUGUGGGAUGGACCUGUGCCCUUUAGCUGCCUCGCGGAGACGCUGCAGAUCAGAUACUGGCUGCUUUGGGGCUCUUUUGGGGCCAGAGGGACAAGAACAACUCUGCUUCGUCUACUCCGCUCUCUAGACGCGAUUGUUCUGGCUCAGAUCCCUUGGAGUUUCCCCCAGAGCUUUGCUUUUCCCUCCUUCUUUGCAAGCAUGAUGUUACUGGUUCCUAGUAACCACUGCCCCACAAGAGUGGGCUUCGAGGAGGCAUUUGUUUUAGGGGACGAUGAGGAGCUGGAGCCUUGGAAAACAAGGCGAGGACUUUUUUUCCUUGUCCAACCUGUUCACCAAACCUUCCCCACUGGACUUUCCGCAUUUAGCCUUUUGAAUCCCACCUUCCGCAGGUGUCUUCCAGGCCUCGCUCCAAUUUGAUCCCAUUUUCUUUCAACCUGGACAAGAAAUGCAUCCAGCUCUCACUGGCUCAAAUUACAGGAAAAGAGAUUCUACUUGAACAUUAGGAAAAACUUCCUGAACAUAAGAGCUGUGGAACUCUCUGCCUUGGAAUCUGGUGGAAAAGAAGUCCCUUCUUUGGAGGCUUUUAAACAGAGGCUGAUCAUCUGCCGGGGGUGCUUUGAUUGUUUUCCAACUCUGAUUCUGAUUCACCAGCUAUCCUCCAUGAGAUAUGACUUUUUGAAAGGCAGAUCCUGUUUUGUGGAUAGAUUUUAUCUUCAGGACUCCAUACUUCUUGUUGGAGGGCACAUGCUUUGCUGCCAGGCCGGCUUCAGGUUACCUCUAUACGAACGGGCAAAGAGACUCUUCCCAACCUUGGCACCAGGCGCUCCUCAAGGAUUUUUGCAUAAGAAACUGCAGGCAAGGAUCACUCUCCGCUGGAACCAGAUCCAGGUCCUUUCCGUGAUGAUAUCUGGACUACAAAAGGCGGACAUCGGCAACGGAGCAGCAGGAGGCAGGGUCAGUGGCACAUUUUGCUUUGCGUAGAUAAGAGGCUGCAACCAAUGCCUCCAAGUCAUGCAUCACUGGGGUUGAAUGGGGUGAAAGGAAGCCAGCACGGUUCCUAUUUCUGCCCUACGGCCCAGGCGUGACUUCGGAAAAGGUUAAAAGCUCUCUGCUGGUGGUGGGAUACCUCCACCUUGGACUUAUAACUGCAUUUCAACACUUCUGACACAGGGUGACAGCACUUGCUUAUUCUCGCUCCACACUUCACAUUCAAAGCCUUCUCUUUCUCAAUAAUUUAUUUGGAAUUGUGGUGUUUAGUAGUCAAUCUUUUCGCUCUCUCCCCAGCGAGAGAGGUGUCCUUUUGCUCCGUGUUUCUAAGAACAGCAUCUGCAUGGAGCAAGGGUUAGCUGGGAGAGCAGGGGGAAGUUUUCAAUGGCUAGUUUUAAGGUUUUGCACUAAGCUGCCCUUACUUGGUUCUCUUGCCACCUUUCCCCAUAUUUAUUACGCUUCCCUGCCCCCUCCACAGCCCACGUGAUGCGGUACAUUUUGUUAGGCGCAUGAGAAUACUGUACAUUUGUGACAACAUUGAGUUAUAAGGAGGCUCUCUCAUUAGAAAUAUAAAUAAAGCUGAAUUAUUAUA